This is a messenger RNA of Eubalaena glacialis (North Atlantic right whale), 1415 nucleotides long. It is a transcript of the gene GDPD1, whose product is annotated as glycerophosphodiester phosphodiesterase domain containing 1. Gene Ontology annotation, biological process: N-acylethanolamine metabolic process; glycerophospholipid catabolic process. Lineage: Eukaryota; Metazoa; Chordata; Mammalia; Artiodactyla; Balaenidae. The record is from RefSeq and is a predicted model, not a curated record. Gene Ontology annotation, molecular function: phosphoric diester hydrolase activity; phosphatidylcholine lysophospholipase A1 activity. The coding region runs from base 1 to 1281 and encodes 426 amino acids. The transcript is spliced from 10 exons. Gene Ontology annotation, cellular component: endoplasmic reticulum membrane.
AUGGCGAAGCCACUGGCGGGUUUCCAAGCAUUCGCCUCAAUUUGCGCUGCGAGUCGGACCACAAAGCUAGGUGACAAAAGCCGGCUCCGGGACCUCCGCCGGCUCCUACCCUGCAGCCGGAGCGCGCCUGCGUGUCGGAGCCCCUUUGUUGCUUGGCUGCCAGAGUCCGGCUGCGCCUGCGUGGUGGGCCGGCGCCGGCAAGUGCGCUGCACCGCUGGCACCGGCUGGGGGCGAGCAGACAUCCCCAGCAGCUGCCGCCGCCGCUGCAGCCGUUGCGACCGUCUCAGCGGAGUUCAGAGGGCCAGGCGGUGGGAGACUUCCCACAGGGUGGCUGAGAUGUCGUCCACCGCGGCUUUUUACCUUCUCUCCACCCUGGGAGGGUACUUGGUGACUUCCUUCUUGUUGCUCAAAUACCCGACCUUGCUGCACCAGAGAAAGAAGCAACGAUUCCUCAGUAAACACAUCUCUCACCGCGGAGGUGCUGGAGAAAAUUUGGAGAAUACAAUGGCAGCCUUUCAGCAUGCAGUUACAGUUGGAACUGAUAUGUUGGAAUUGGACUGCCAUAUCACAAAAGAUGAAGAAGUUGUAGUGUCACAUGAUGAGAACCUAAAGAGAUCAACUGGAGUCAAUGUAAACAUCUCUGAUCUCAAGUACUGUGAACUCCCACCUUACCUUGGAAAACUGGAUGUCUCAUUUCAAAAAGCAUGCCAAUGUGAAGGAAAAGAUAACCGAAUUCCAUUACUGAAGGAAGUUUUUGAGGCCUUUCCUAACACUCCUAUUAACAUCGAUAUCAAAGUCAACAACAAUUUGCUGAUUAAGAAGGUUUCAGAGUUGGUGAAGCAGUACAGACGAGAACACAUAACAGUGUGGGGUAAUGCCAGUUAUGAAAUUGUAGAAAAGUGCUACAAAGAGAAUUCAGAAAUUCCUAUACUCUUCAGUUUACAACGUGUUCUGCUCAUUCUUGGCCUGUUCUUCACUGGCCUCUUGCCCUUUGUGCCCAUUCGAGAACAGUUUUUUGAAAUCCCAAUGCCUUCUAUCAUACUGAAGCUAAAAGAACCACACACCAUGUCCAGAAGUCAAAAGUUUCUCAUCUGGCUUUCUGAUACUCUACUAAUGAGAAAAGCUUUGUUCGACCACCUCACUGCCCGAGGCAUCCAGGUGUAUGUUUGGGUAUUAAAUGAAGAGCAGGAAUACAAAAGAGCUUUUGAUUUGGGAGCAACUGGGGUGAUGACAGACUAUCCAACAAAACUUAAGGAUUUUUUACAUAAUUUUUCAGAAUAGAAAAGGAGGUACUCAGAAGCAUUCAAAGAAAACAUGAAAAGACCUAAGAAAAAAAAUUGUUAUUAUUUCCCUAAGCCAUUUCUGGAAUGGUAAAAGGUUUAAUCAGUUAAGUGUUUAUUACCUCAUUUUUAAGC